Panicum virgatum (switchgrass) is the source of this 703-nucleotide messenger RNA. Its product is annotated as transcription elongation factor 1 homolog. Lineage: Eukaryota; Viridiplantae; Streptophyta; Magnoliopsida; Poales; Poaceae. Gene Ontology annotation, molecular function: RNA polymerase II complex binding. Gene Ontology annotation, biological process: transcription elongation by RNA polymerase II. The transcript has 5 exons. Gene Ontology annotation, cellular component: transcription elongation factor complex. Bases 165 to 434 code for a protein of 89 amino acids. The record is from RefSeq and is a predicted model, not a curated record.
GGUGGGGCCCAACCGUCAGUGAGGUGUACCCCGCGUGCCCGCACCCUUCUGUUAUAAGGAGUCGCCUCCCUCCAAACGCGGCUCCCCCUCCCUCCUCUUCCCGAUCAUUCCAUUCCGGCGUUCCCCAACCCUUCGACCGCACGAGGAAGAAAAAAAGUUGAAGCAUGGGGAAGAGAAAGUCAGCUGCUAAGCCACCUCCUAAGAAGCGGAUGGACAAGCUUGACACUGUCUUUUCCUGCCCAUUCUGCAAUCACGGGAACAGUGUUGAGUGCCGUAUUGACAUGAAGAAUUUGAUUGGCGAGGCUUCUUGCAGAAUCUGUCAGGAAAACUUCAGCACUACUGUUAAUGCACUCACUGAGCCUAUUGACAUAUAUAGUGAAUGGAUUGAUGAGUGUGAGCGUGUCAACACUGUUGAAGGUGAUGAUGAUGCGUGAGCAUUCCCCCAUGCUGAUGGAACGGUUACUUGCAACUGUAUUGUACCGGCAUUUUUGAAUGCCAUAGUCAGCCAUGGCUUGUAAUACGUUGUAAGGGAGAAUUGGCUGUCUGAUAUGCCAUUAGGCAGUAUCAGUUUAUCUGGCACUUAAUAAACUCUAAAAAAAUACAUGUAUGCCUAGUAGUGACUCUGCGUUUUUCUACGCAACUAGCGACUGCCUACAAUGAUGUAAACAGGUUUUCUGUGAGUAUGUUCUCAUGUUUUAAACCA